GGCGGUGGCCGCGGCGUCUUCAGCGGCUCCCAGUGCAGGAUGGUGCUGGAAGCGGCGGCGGCCGUUGUGGCGGCGGCGUUGCUGGCGGCUGCGGGAGGGGGAGCGGUGGCGGCAGCGGUGCCCGCGGGGGGUAUAAAAUGGCGGAUUUCGAAGAGUUGAGGAGUUGCUGUUCCAUUUUACAUCCCUACCAGCAAUAUAUGGAGCGGUCCAGUUUCUCUGCAUCUUAGCCACCAUUUGGCGUUAUCAGUGUUUUUCAUUUUAGCCUUUCUGAAUAUGGUUUCUAGUUUUAGAGUUUCUGAACUACAAGUGUUACUAGGCUUUGCUGGAAGGAAUAAAAGUGGACGCAAGCAUGACCUCCUGAUGAGGGCCCUGCAUUUGUUGAAGAGUGGCUGCAGCCCUGUGGUUCAGAUUAAAAUCCGAGAAUUAUAUAGACGCCGAUACCCACGGACUCUUGAAGGGCUUUCUGAUUUAUCUACAAUCAAAUCAUCAGUUUUCGGUUUGGAUGGUAGCUCAUCACCUGUAGAACCAGACUUGGCUGUGGCUGGGAUCCGUUCGUUGCCUUCCACUUCAGUUUCAUCUCACUCACCAUCCUCUCCUGUUGGUUCUGUGCUACUUCAAGAUACUAAGCCCGCUUUUGAGAUGCAGCAACCAUCUCCUCCAAUUCCUCCUGUCCAUCCUGAUGUGCAGUUAAAAAACCUGCCUUUUUAUGAUGUCCUUGAUGUUCUCAUCAAGCCCACCAGUUUAGUUCAAAGCAGUAUUCAGCGAUUUCAAGAGAAGUUUUUUAUUUUUGCUUUGACACCUCAACAAGUUAGAGAGAUAUGCAUAUCAAGGGACUUUUUGCCAGGUGGUCGGAGAGAUUAUACAGUUCAAGUUCAGCUGAGACUUUGCCUGGCAGAGACUAGUUGUCCUCAAGAAGAUAACUAUCCUAAUAGUCUAUGUAUAAAAGUAAAUGGGAAGUUGUUUCCUUUGCCUGGCUAUGCACCACCACCUAAAAAUGGAAUUGAACAGAAGCGCCCUGGACGGCCCUUGAAUAUUACAUCUUUAGUUAGGUUGUCUUCAGCCGUGCCAAAUCAGAUUUCUAUAUCUUGGGCGUCCGAAAUUGGAAAGAAUUAUUCCAUGUCUGUAUAUCUCGUACGACAACUGACAUCAGCCAUGCUAUUACAGAGAUUAAAAAUGAAAGGUAUUAGAAACCCUGAUCAUUCCAGAGCACUAAUUAAAGAAAAACUUACUGCAGAUCCUGAUAGUGAAAUUGCUACAACAAGUCUUCGGGUGUCUUUAACGUGUCCUCUAGGAAAAAUGAGACUAACAAUCCCAUGCCGUGCAGUGACAUGUACACAUCUGCAGUGUUUUGAUGCUGCCCUUUAUCUACAAAUGAAUGAAAAGAAGCCCACUUGGAUUUGUCCUGUGUGUGACAAAAAAGCUGCCUAUGAAAGUCUAAUAUUAGAUGGGCUUUUUAUGGAAAUUCUCAAUGACUGUUCUGAUGUGGAUGAAAUCAAAUUCCAAGAAGAUGGUUCUUGGUGUCCAAUGAGGCCGAAGAAAGAAGCCAUGAAAGUAUCCAGCCAACCAUGUUCAAAAAUAGAAAGUUCAGCUGUCCUCAGUAAGCCUUGUUCUGUUACUGUAGCCAGUGAAGCAAGCAAGAAGAAAGUGGACAUUAUUGACCUAACAAUAGAAAGCUCUUCUGAUGAGGAGGAAGACGCUCCUGCCAAAAGGAAAUGCAUCUUUAUGUCAGAAACACAAAGCAGCCCAACCAAAGGGGUUCUCAUGUAUCAGCCAUCUUCUGUAAGGGUGCCCAGUGUGACUUCAGUUGAUCCUGCUGCUAUUCCGCCUUCAUUAACAGACUACUCCGUGCCAUUCCACCACACACCAAUAUCAAGCAUGUCAUCAGAUUUGCCAGGUUUGGAUUUUCUUUCCCUUAUUCCAGUUGAUCCCCAGCAGUACUGUCCUCCUAUGUUUUUGGAUAGUCUCACCUCACCCUUAACAGCAAGCAGUACGUCUGUCACCACCACCAGCCCCCAUGAAAGCAGUACUCAUGUUAGUUCAUCCAGAAGCAGGAGUGAGACAGGGGUCAUAACCAGCAGUGGAAGUAGCAUUCCUGACAUCAUCUCACUGGACUAAAGAAGGACGCACUUGAUUCUGGGAAUCAUUCAUCAGAACUACUUUUUUUGGAUCUAUGGAAGUUAUUUUUUGCGGGGGUGGGGGGAAGAAUUUGAUAUUUAUUGAAACCAUCAGAUGGAUUCUUUUGCUUUCUGAGAGAUGAACAUAGAUGACAGCAGCAAGAACCAAAUGACAGGCAACGACUUCUUUACACAUCCUGUACGCUGAGCAUCAGGUACAUUCAGUCAUAAACAGUAUCUUGAGUAUUGGAUUUCAAUUUCAUACGUUACUGGAUGGAUUCUACAAAUCAUUUUAAAAUUUUUGUUAUAUGAUAAACAGCAAUAAAAAUUGUGUAAAUACUUAAACUUUUCUAAUUAAAAAUGUAAUCACUGAUUCUAGAAUGACAGCAACUUUUGUUUAACUCCACGUGAAGGAAAAAAUACAUGGAAAGAAGUCAUGUUUGCUGAAUGAACCCUUUCCACAGAGAUUUGUUCUAUUUUAUUGUGGUAAUAAAGUUUCAGUCAGUGGCCAGAGGUUGGUUCCACUGCAGUGGAACUACAUUUUCAUUUUUCUUCAUGAUUCCAUCAAAGAAAAAUGGCCACUGUGUUGUGCAUUUCCUUUUGGUGUCAUUUGCACUUUGACUCUAUUUGCUAGUGAAUGCAGAGUGAAGUUCUGAUGUUUGGUUGCUUUUUACUAGUUGAUACUUAAGAAUGCCAUGCAGAUUCUGCACUGACUUAAUAUUACUUUUUUGUAACUGUACAUUCUCAUUCUAGAGUUUUCUAUACAUUUGAGGCUUGCCUUCUUAGGAAAGAAAUUGUCUCCAGCCUUUGAGGUAAGGUGCAGUUGGGAAAUUCUUUAGAUUUUUCUUCAUGAUGUCCAGAAAUAGUGAUAGUUUGAAGGCAGUAACAAAACAGAUUUAUGGAUAUGUUAAUAACAAAAUUUACUUUCCAAGAACUUACAUUGCUCAUUUAUUUUAUAGGAUAAUACACACGUCUUUGGUGAAACUUUACACAUUUUAGUGGCACUGAAAGAAAUUAUACUUUAGUCCUCAUAUAUUGACAACCAGUGUAUCUUCUGUCUCAGCAUUGAUUUUCAAAUUUAAGGAAAAGACAAUAGCAAGACAUGAGGUACGGUAUCAGAUUUGUUCUACCUUUUUAAAAAGGAAAUCUUUUCUGACACCACAGUGUGAGGAACUAGUUAUAGUUAGGAAGGGUUGGAGAGGACCUGAAGCUCACUCUCUUCAUGUCUUAACUUCUGUCUUUGCUGAAACACUGCAUUUUAGUGGCUCUACUGUGUGCAGUUUGGAAACCACUUUCCUGGUGUGUUGGACUUUUAAAUUGCUCAGAAAACUGAGUUUUACUUAUAGGGAAACAUUUUCAUUUAGAUUUUGUAGUUUGCUUCAUUUGACUUGUAAAUCAUUUGGAAUUCUCAAUUUAGUACUUUCCUGAUAUUUAGCUUUCUCUCCCUGAGCCGUAUAUCCUUUAAAACAAAAUCAUUCUUCUGAUGGUUAAUCUAACUGAUUUCUCUAGCAGACCUGCCUACAUGAGGACUCUACACUUGGAGUUUUAAGAGAGACAUAUUAUUUCAAAGUAGGUGCAACUUCAGGAAGCUGACUUUUUGUCUGUGCUUGGUUUUUGGUACCACCUCAAGUUUCUUUGUCUUUGUCUGCUUCAUUUAUGAUGUUAAUUUAUGGUUUCCCACAUUUGUUUGGCUGUGUCAUCCCCCUAUUUAUUACUGUAGUGGCCUUCAAGGAAGUUCAUCUAUUAAAGAUGUAGAAACACAAAACCUGCUGUGACUUCUAGCAGAAGUUGAACCGGUGUCACUAGUUUUAACUUUUUAGCCAUUUAAUUCCAGUCCAGGUUAUCCAGUCUCAUCCAGACACAAAAUUUCUUUUUAUUAGAAAGAAAUGUGCUUUAAGUACAAAUGUAGUCUGUUAACACCAUAAUCAGAUAGAAAAAGUAACUUUACUUGUGCAGUAUAAUUUGUUAAGAAAACACAUUUGUUAAUAUUUUGUUAUACUUUAGAUUCUCAGAACUUCCCCCAAUUUAAUUAUUUAGUUAAGUAAAUGAGAACAUCAUUAGAAAUUGUAUACUUACUUUGUAGAACUGAUAACUUCCCAGACUUUUGUAGUUGUGAUACUUUGUCACUGUUUUAUGUGAAUAGUUUUAGUAGUCAUUUUUGGUGCUGUACACUUAAGUUACAUGUAGAGGUUUAUUUUAUCUCAGGCUGCUAACACUUAAACUUUUAAGUUUUUAUAUUAAAAUUGGGGCUUUUGUAGAUGUCUGAAGAUGUGUACUUCUUCUUCAUGCGAUGGCCCUGUGCAUUAUGGUUUUUAAGCAAAUAUACUUUGUUUAAUAUGGUUGGUAUAAUUGUUUGUGCAAAGAUUCUAACAUUUUAUCAGUGUAUUUUGCUAGUCUAGAUUUCUUCUUACUCAAGUAUGAUAGAAUGAAGGAAUCAUCUUAACUGUUACUUAGAUGUCAGCCAGCAAGAAACUAGUUGCUUUUAUAGUCAUUUAGAUAAUCUAUAUUUUUAUAAUGAUUCAUGUAAAACUAUGAAGGGCUUUUCUUUGAUAACUCGCAGCAUUGUAAUUGGUGCUGAACAUACCUUCACUGCUAAGACAUGCUUAUCAUAUUCUCUAGCUUUUUGACCCAUUAGUGAGAAAAUUUAGAAUUUAAUUUUCACUUCUACCGAGAGAUUAUAAGCACUUGACGUCUGCCCUAGGAUAAUUUUAAAGGUCAAAUAAAACAGUUGAAGUGAAUCCAGGUUAUGUGACAUUUAUCCGAUGAUGUAUUCUAAGGAAAGUAGAAUGAAAAUACAAAGUGUAGGUAAUACAUAGCACCAAAGUGUAGUUUAGUUGAUCGAUAACUCUUGGUAUGAAAAAAGUUUCCCUCAUAAUAGUCACAAGGAAUUCAAAGAAAGCUAAGAUGUUGGAUUGUAGAUAAAGUGGUGUGGAACUGAAAUUAUUUUGAUUUUGAUUUUGAUAUGCUCUAUGGCUAAUCCUGGACCUUCAGUUUAUAACCCACAUGUCUUUUUCUUUCUGUUUUUUUAUUUAAAGAGGAAAAGAACAGUAAAAGGAUACAAGUAAUGCAGAAUUUCAAAAAACAAAAUAAACAGUAUGAAAUCACUAGUUAAUAAAUUACAUAUCAUCUUAGAAAUAGUUGAUCAAGUUACAAAAUUAAGCAUUCAAAGUGGACAUUCAAACAGUGAAACUGCAAACAGUUGUGUUCAAUGAUCCAACAAAAACUUAGUAAUAUGGUCAUCUAUCUUACACACCUAAACAUACUUGCAGUUGUGACCGUUAGACAACUUUCUUUUCCUCUCUUUUUUUCAAUAACAUUUAAACAUUUUGGGUUUUGUUACUCUCACAGUUCUUAUUACUUUUUCUGGAAGAGAAUAUAACCAAAUGUGACAAAACAAAGCAGAGUCCGUCAAAGGAUGGACAUAGUACAUCAUGUAAAAACAGAAUACCGAGUAAUCAACAGUGGUUACUAUAAUGCCUCUUGCUACCUUAAAAAGAACGGCCUAUAUCAUCAGGUAUAAUAAAAUUGAACAAAACAGUACAGAACAAAACCAAUAAAACCUAAACAGUGGAGACAUUACUGAACUUCAAGAGAAGAUAAUAGUCAGGGUGGGCAUCAUGGUAAAUCUUACUGCCUUCAAAGUAGUUGCCUAUACCCUCAAAAUGAUAAUAUCAAACAGAACAGAAUAGAGUAAAAUCACUCAAAACAAGAUGGUGAGAGCAAUACAGGGCUUCAAAUCAAGUUAAUAGGAAAUCAAAAUACUAUAAUAUAAUAUAUCCUGCUAAGUUUAAAAAAAAAUUUCCCUUAAAAAAUAAUCAUAAAAAGUUUUUAAAAAGGGUGUGAUUGAGAUACAUACGUCUUUUUCUUCUACCCAUGGAAUAUUAGUUACGUUCGUAUUUUUAGUUAGUUUUGACAAAGCAUUGAUUUUUUCUCAGGCUUUUCUCUUUAGUCUUCAAUUGAUUACAGGGAAAAAAUUUUUUUUCCUACAGCUUUUUCUUCCAUUUUUAUGUAAUGUCGUAAGAAAUUGUUUCUUGACUUAAUACCAGGUUUAAGCUUGAAUCUAAUGUUAGACUUUGUGGCACUAGCCCAUGUGUUGUGGAAAUCAUUUUAAUGGAUGAUUGGUGAUUCAGCUUGACAUAGCAGGUUUUUUGCUACAGUGCUACAUGCAUUGGUGAACUAUGUGGAAAAGAAUUUAAGAAUUUCUCUGCUUUUUAACAGUUUGGCCCUACAAACAAACAAGUGGUUGGUAUCCCUGUCUCCUUUUUUGAUUAGGAACCAUACUACGGAAACAUAGAUACAUAAAUAUAUUUGCUCCAUUUAUGAAUGCUUACCUGGUUGACUAUGUUUUUGUUUUUCUGUUCAUGUCAGGAGGACAUGCUCAUUCUAGAAAUGUUAGACCAUACAGAAAAGUAUAGAGCAUUUUUAUCACCAGGUGAAAAGCACCUCAGUUUUUUUGCAUAUUUCUUACCAGGCUUUCUGAAACUUGUGCAUAUUUUUUCCACAGAUUUAUUCACUUUCAGUAUACUUUGUACCUUGGUUUUACCCUCAAUCUACAGGCAUUGUUCUACGUGGUUUAAAACUGUGUUAGCCAUUACUAAUGAAAUAGUAUUUCAUUGUAUGGACAUACAGUGAUUCAUGUAAGCUUUCUUAUUGGGUGUUUCAGAUUAAGUCCCACAGUGUUACAAUGACUGCAUAAAUUAUUUUCCUUAGGAUGAAUUCCUUGAGGUAUGAUUUCUCAGUCAAGGAUUAUGAACAUUUUUGUAAUUCUUGACUCAUACCAGUUUUUCAAGUAGUUAUGGUCAUUCAUUCCCUGCCAGAUGGUACAAGAAAGAGCUGUUCAGCUGUAUUUUUCUAGAACACCUAACAUUUAUCUUUAUGUAGGCCACUAUACUAAGAUUCUCUGCCCUUAAGAUACUGGUCAUUUGCACUGAGGAGGUAAUUAGCAGAUAUCUUCCUGGGCUUUCUCAGAUUUAAAUAUUUUCCCUCAUCUGAAGGAGAUGGGUUCUGGGACUGGCUUCUCCAAUAUCAAAAUGCACAGGUGCUAAAGUGUCUGUUUUAAUAUUUGCACAUAGGCUACACUAUCUACCCAUAAACUUUAAAUCAUUUCUAGAUUAUUUAUAGUAUUUAAUACAGUGUAAAUGUUUGUAAGUAGUUGUUGUAUGAUAUUGUUUAAUGAAUAAUAACUAGAAGAAAAAGUGUGCAUACUCAAUACAGAUGCAGCAUUUUCCUGAAUAUUUUCAGUCUGUAAUUGGUCGGUUGUACUAAUGCAGAACUGUUGGCUGUGGAGGCUUGUCUGAGUAUACUGACACGAUGCAGAAGUAUGUACAUAUCGAUAGCCAACUGAUUUUACUUGCACUGUGAAGUAAAUAUUCCUUCUCAGAUUACAUUUUGAGGUUUUUUAUUUAUUUUUUUAACCAUUUGUGCCUAGGGCCAGCCCUUAGUAGCCAGCUCUCUGUUUCCUCUUGUAGGCUUCAUAUUUUGACCUUUCUGACCUCCUUAAAGCCAGUCGGAUCUGCUGAGGCAAAGGCAGUCCAUCCCAAACUGGAAAAGUGGUAAGGUUAAAACACAAGCAGGACCCAGCUCUGCCUGUUUCACUUUGAAUUACCUUACGUUGUUAAUCAGAUCUGAAUUCUUAGUGUUCUAAGUACACAAGUGUUGGUGGUGGGGAAACAAAUUUCUAUGUUCAGAUGUUUCAGGAAUAGCAUUUUUUAUGUUUUUGAUUGGCAUAGUACAUUUAUUACUUCCCAUACUGCUUUUGUGUUCUGUUACUGUAAAAUAGAAUAUUCCUCUUUCUUUGGAUGUCAUCACACUGUUGAAAUGUGUAAUGUACAAUGGUACCUCAGUUUAUUUUUUGAUUUUGGGAAAGAUUGCCGCAUUUAUGUUUGUACGAGGAGGAUGGCUUUCGUAUUGUCAUCUGAUACAGGGCUUGCAAAUGAAAGCAAAUUUUGCUAAAUGUUUUUGUUUCCAAAGUGAAUUAUUUGUAAACAAAAAUGUUUGUAGAUUGAGGUAGUAAGUAUGUAGAUUAAAGUAGUUAUAAAAGGUAUAAUGUCAGACUUCAAAGCAUGAAGUUUUUAAAAAUCAGGAAUACUUAGGUAGCAGACAUUCUGGUAAGAACUGUAUGAAAAUAUUUCAUUCCUUCCAACAACCUUUCAAAGGAAAGUAGUAUCUCUACUUAAAUGAAGGAAAAUUUUGAUAAGUUUCCCAGCAUAACAGUGAGUGACUUAGUGGGCUUGGUGGGAGUUUGAUUCAGACCUACCUCAGAAGCCCUCUGAUUAAACUGAAGUGACAUUAAGUAGCUGUGAUGUGUCUGUUAUGGAAGUCUGGACAAAAUUAAGAGGAUGCGUUUCAGAUUAUAGCCAUAAUAUUUAUUAUAAAAGAUGGAUGUGAAAGCCUUUUUAAAGGAAAGUUGAAAACUAAUGCAAGAGGAUUGCCAUGAGUUUGAGGCCAUCUUGGACUACAUAGGGAAAUCCUAUCUCAAGAAAAGAAUUCAAUGUCCAUCCUCAGACUUGGGCUGUUCUCCUUCUAUCCUGUUACAAUUUGGACGUAGUUGCUGCUAUUUACAGAAACAAGAGGCAAUGCAGUUAGUCAUUUAGGGAAAACAAGGUUAAGCAGAGGAUAACACGAUGCUUCUGUGAGUCUGAUGAGUGGUUUUUCUGCAUUCUUAAGUGCAACUCCCUUUUUAUCCAUUUCCACCUUCAUUCACAUAUAUGCUGUGCGUGUUCUGGUCAUUCAGAAUGGGUUAACAUUCACUAUGUUUUAAACUAUUUUGAUUACAUCUCACCCUCUUUCUUUUUACUCUGCAUUGCUUUACCUUUGCAGAGUUGCCUGUCACCUGAGGUUACUAUUACCUGCAACUCUCAGUAGUGUGGGCUCUAUUAUAGUAUGUAUUUUUCAAGAGGUGAUAGGUGCUGCCCUUUCUACCUGAUGGAAUGCUUCUGUCAAAAAAAUGUCGUCUUCGGAAGAAGAGAGAGAUUAUGAAGGGCUUAUAAAACAGAAGACAUUGGAGAGUUUUUCUGAAUAUUAAUAAUAAUGAACAUUUAUUGUAGAAUUUGGUAUGAUUGUCUCCAUUUUACUAGUGUGAAAACAUUGAGAGGGUAAGUUAACCUGCACUUUUACCUCAGGUCAUACAGCUAAGUGAAGAGUUAAGAUUUUAAACUCAGUUUUUAACCACGUCAGAUCUCUCUGAUCAUUGUGUUUUGUUGUUGCAGUUGUUUGGGGUGCUGGUUGUAGAACCCGGGGCCUCACAUGUACCAACCAUAGGCUCUAGCACUGAGCCAUACCCCCCAGCUACUAAUCAUUCUGUUUUCAAAGUAGGUGUCUCCUAUCUUCUGUCAUAUCACUGUUUAUAUCCUAUAUGGCACUUAAUUACACUUUGUGGCAUUUUUAUGUAUUGGUUCACUGUGUUAUUUGUGUCUACUAGAUUGUAAGCUCCAUGAGAGCAGGAGUGGUAUCAUUCUGGAGCCUAAAAUGGUGUGUGGUGCAUAGUAGGUGCUCAAUAAAUAUUUGUGAAUAAAGAAA
Cavia porcellus (domestic guinea pig) is the source of this 9632-nucleotide messenger RNA. RefSeq names its product protein inhibitor of activated STAT 2 (gene Pias2). The transcript is spliced from 15 exons. Gene Ontology annotation, cellular component: chromatin. Gene Ontology annotation, molecular function: transcription coregulator activity; zinc ion binding; SUMO ligase activity. Bases 274 to 2115 code for a protein of 613 amino acids. The record is from RefSeq and is a predicted model, not a curated record. Gene Ontology annotation, biological process: protein sumoylation; regulation of transcription by RNA polymerase II. NCBI's taxonomy places the organism in Eukaryota, Metazoa, Chordata, Mammalia, Rodentia, Caviidae.